AAUUUAUAAAUAUACGUCCUAAUCCGUUGCUGAAUCUAGUGGUUUCAAUCGACUCAGUGAUACAAGUAUCGAUAGGUAUAUACAUCCCCGUGACAAACAAUGAAAUUCAACUGGGUAAUACUAUUUGGACUAGUCACAAUCGUAGCUGUGUGUUCAGCGCGACCAGCAGAAGACAACGAAGCAGAUUAUGAAGAAGAACCAGCGCCGCCUCCAAAAAAACCUUCAAGGCCACUCACUUCGAAUCGCAGGAAUCCUUUAGCCGGACGGACUAAUGGUAAAGCUACUAGCACCACUACGACCACAGCUGCUCCAGUGGAAGAGGAAGAAGUUGCUGAGGAAGACUACGAAGAAGAACUGCCAGAACAAGAAACAAGCUCGACAACAGAAGCACCCAAGAAGAAUUUCAUAAAAGGAGGGGUUGUGCGACCUUUCAGAAGCAACGAUGAACUUCUAGCUACUCUAAAGAGGAGAAGAGAACAAGCUGUUGGUACCAAUAAUAAAAUAAACAAACCAGCUCAAGCGUCUAAAGAAGAAGAAUCAGCUCCAGUAGCAGUCGAAAAAGAAAGUCCAAAGAAAAGCACAACUUCCGGAAGGAGAAACAGAUUCAAUGCGAAAGACAAAACUGGUGAAUCUGGAGAAGAACCGUCAUCAACGGCUUCGCCAGCGAGAACGGGUAGAAGAUUCCACGGUAGAAGUUAAUUAAUUUUACGUUAGGCGUAGUAAUAUCAAAAAUUGUUAAAGGGAUGAGAAUCUUCCUCGUUUCUUGUUUACUUUAUACAUUGUUAUAAAAAAAAUUAUUUAAUUAUGAAAACAAUAAAAAUAUUUUUUAAAAUCCCUUCAAAUUAUUGUAU
Psylliodes chrysocephalus is the source of this 851-nucleotide messenger RNA. The record is from the annotation of a GenBank genome assembly. Lineage: Eukaryota; Metazoa; Arthropoda; Insecta; Coleoptera; Chrysomelidae.